Messenger RNA from Gymnogyps californianus (California condor), 4932 nucleotides. It is a transcript of the gene HERC3, whose product is annotated as HECT and RLD domain containing E3 ubiquitin protein ligase 3. The record is from RefSeq and is a predicted model, not a curated record. NCBI's taxonomy places the organism in Eukaryota, Metazoa, Chordata, Aves, Accipitriformes, Cathartidae. Gene Ontology annotation, molecular function: ubiquitin-protein transferase activity. The transcript is spliced from 26 exons. The coding region runs from base 73 to 3324 and encodes 1083 amino acids.
UUCCUCGUUGCCGCGGCGGCAGCGGCGGGGCCGGCGGCAGGAAGCAUACAUGACUUGCUGAAAAGAGAGAAAAUGCUAUGCUGGGGAUACUCGUCUUUUGGACAACCUGGGAUAGGUAGCAACCUCCAGGUCAUCGUUCCCGAACCGCAGGUGUAUGGAUUCAUUCAUGACAGAAAUGUCAAGGAGGUGGCAUGUGGAGGAAACCACUCUGUCUUCCUGUUGGAAGAUGGGGAAGUGUAUACCUGUGGCUUGAACACCAAUGGCCAACUGGGGCAUGACUGUGAAGGAAGCAAGCCAGAGCAAAUCGGAGCCCUGGCUGGGCAGCACAUCGUGCACGUGGCCUGUGGAGAGUCUCACAGCGUGGCGCUCAGCGACCAGGGCCAGCUCUUCUCCUGGGGUGCUGGCAGCGAUGGACAGUUGGGCCUCACCACUAUAGAAGACGCAGUGACGGUACCAAGGUUGAUAAAGAAAUUGAACCAACAGACGAUACUUCAGGUUUCCUGUGGAAAUUGGCAUUGCCUGGCUUUGGCAGCAGAUGGCCAGUUCUUCACAUGGGGGCAGAACAGCUAUGGUCAGCUGGGCUUGGGCAAAGAAUGUCCCUCCCAAGCCAGUCCACAACGUGUCAAGUCUCUUGAUGGCAUCCCUUUGGCUCAGGUUGCUGCAGGCGGAGCCCACAGUUUUGCCCUCUCUCUCUCAGGAGCUGUGUUUGGCUGGGGGAAGAACAGCUCAGGACAGCUGGGACUAAGUGAUGAACGAGACCGAGAAUCCCCUUGUCAUGUGAAGCUGUUGCGGUCUCAGAAGGUUGUUUACAUCAGCUGUGGGGAGGAACACACAGCAGUUCUGACAAAGAGUGGAGGGGUGUUCACGUUCGGUGCAGGUUCCUGCGGGCAACUGGGACAUGACUCCAUGAAUGAUGAAGUGAACCCCCGAAGAGUUCUUGAGCUAAUGGGCAGUGAAGUAUCCCAAAUUGCUUGUGGCAGACAUCACACUUUAGCCUUUGUGCCUUCUUCAGGAAUGAUCUAUGCAUUUGGCUGUGGAACAAGAGGCCAGCUGGGAACAGGGCACACGUGCAAUGUUAAGUGUCCCUCUCCCGUCAAGGGUCACUGGGCAGCUCACAAUGGGCAACUCUCAGGGAAACCUGAUGCCUGUAAAUAUCACAUUGUUAAACAUAUCUUCUCUGGAGGAGACCAAACAUUUGUGCUUUGCUCCAAAUAUGAGAAUUCCUUGCCUGCUGAUGAUUUCCGGACCAUAAAUGAAACACGUUACACCUGUUUAAUAAAUGAUGAAACUAUAGAUGUCUGGAGGCAAAAGCUUUUAGAAAAGAACAGUUCUAAUUCUGUCAAUAAUGUUGUUCAGAUACUGUCCUCAGCUGCCUGCUGGAAUGGAAGCUUCUUGGAGAAGAAAAUCGAUGAACAUUUUAAAACCAGUCCGAAGAUCCCAGGGAUUGAUCUGAACUCCACCAGAGUGCUGUUUGAGAAGCUGAUGAACUCUCAGCACUCUAUUCUCCUAGACCAGAUACUGAAGAGCUUUGAAAGUUUUUUGAUUCCUCAGCUGUCCAGCUCACCUCCAGAUGUUGAGGCAAUGAGGAUCUAUCUGAUUCUCCCUGAAUUCCCACCCUUCCAAGACUCCAAGUAUUAUAUCACGUUAACGCUUCCUCUAGCAAUGGCUAUUCUGCGCCUCGAUACCAACCCCAGCAAAGUUCUUGAUAACUGGUGGUCUCAAGUGUGCCCAAGAUAUUUCCUCAGGCUAGUGGACCUCUAUAAAGGCGCGGUGGUUUACCUCCUCAGUGGAAGAAAGACACUGUUGAUCCCAGUCCUGUUCAGUAGCUACAUUACAGCUGCUCUCAGACUUCUGGAGAAACUCCACAAGGUAAAUCAGAAGGUUAAACACGUAGAAUAUGAUAAGUUUUAUAUCCCUGAGAUUUCCAGCUUGGUGGACAUUCAGGAGGAUUAUCUCAUGUGGUUCUUACAUCAGGCUGGAAUGAAAGUAAGACCAUCUAUCAUGCAGGAUGCUGUGACACUCUGUUCUUAUCCUUUCAUCUUCGAUGCUCAGGCUAAGACCAAGAUGUUACAGACAGAUGCAGAACUACAGAUGCAGGUUGCAAUUAAUGGUGCAAAUCUGCAGAAUGUCUUCAUGCUUCUCACCCUGGAGCCUCUGCUGGCCAGAAGCCCUUUCCUGGUACUUCAUGUUCGCAGGAGUAACUUAGUUGGUGAUGCUUUAAGGGAGCUGAGCAUCCAUUCAGACAUUGAUUUGAAAAAGCCUCUUAAAGAACAGGCCGCUUACAGUAGAACAUGUUUUAUCUCUGAGAGGUUGCUACAAAAUUCAGCAGCUGCUGUCACGUUGCUGCUUCAGUUGUUGGGAGGACAGGUCAUCUUUGAUGGUGAGGAAGCUGUUGACGCUGGGGGAGUGACAAAGGAAUUUUUCCUCCUGUUGUUAAAAGAACUCCUCAACCCCAUCUAUGGCAUGUUCACUUACUACCCAGAGUCAAACCUGCUGUGGUUUUCAGACACGUGUUUUGUAGAACACAACUGGUUUCACUUGAUUGGCAUCAUAUGUGGUCUUGCAAUAUACAACUUCACUGUGGUAGACCUUCACUUUCCCUUGGCUCUGUACAAAAAACUCUUGAACGUGAAGCCCUGCCUAGAGGAUUUGAAGGAGCUAUCCCCUACGGAAGGAAGGAGUCUUCAGCAACUUUUAGAUUACCCUGGGGAAGAUGUAGAAGAGACAUUCUGCUUGAAUUUUACAAUCUGCAGGGAAAGCUAUGGUGUGACAGAGCAGAAGAACCUGAUUGAAGAUGGAGAUAAAAUUCUGGUGCAGAAGGACAAUAGGAAAGAAUUUGUUGAAGCCUACGUAAAUUACAUCUUCAAUCUCUCCAUCCAUGAGUGGUACACGGCCUUUUCUACUGGCUUCCUGAAAGUGUGUGGUGGGAAAGUCCUGGAACUCUUCCAGCCCACAGAGCUCAGGGCCAUGAUAGUUGGAAACAGUAACUACAACUGGGAGGAAUUGGAGGAGAGCGCUGUCUAUAAGGGAGACUACACUGCGACACACCCGACUGUGAGAAUGUUUUGGGAAACGUUUCAUGCAUUUCCCUUGGAAAAGAAGAAGAAAUUUCUCUUGUUUCUGACGGGCAGUGACCGCAUUCCCAUCUACGGCAUGUCCAGCCUGCGCAUCGUCAUCCAGUCCACCGCCAGCGGGGAGCAGUACCUGCCCGUGGCGCAUACCUGCUACAAUCUCCUGGACCUGCCCAAGUACAGCAGCAAGGAGAUCCUCAGCGCCCGACUGGUGCAAGCCAUCGAUCACUACGAGGGUUUUAGCUUAGCUUGAACGGUGUGGCAGAGGCACAGACACUUGGGUACGGAGGAAGAAAGCGAUGGGCUUGGCUUUAUUUUUGUAAGGGAAUGGAUCAGAACAUUUUGGGGGAAAAUACAAUUAGUAAUAAUAAUAGAUUGAGAUGAUGCAGUCUCAGCCUGAUGCUGCCAGCAUUUUGUGGGGCUUCAGCAGGGAGAGGCUAUUGCUUUGAAUUUUCUCAGCUACUGAACAAAAUCAGUUCAGUGGGCAUUUUUGUUGUUUCCCCCCCAACUUGACAUCACUGCCCUCCUGGCAAUUCCUUGUAGUUUGCUUUUAAUGCCCCUACACACACACAAACACACACACACACUUACCUCUCCUUUUAAUCCAGUUUAAGUAUUUUGAUGUUCCUUGCAAUUUAGGCUAUGGUGGAAAUUGAGGAUGAAGUAGUGAUCUCCUUUUUGAAAAGCUGUGAUUUUCCCCCCACCCUUUUUUCCUCCCUUUUUAAAUGCAAGCUGGUUCUUGCUUGCUUUGAAUGGAAGUAUCCCCUCUUGAUGGGAUGGUACUGGGCUGGGACGUCAUUUGUGACCCCAAGGGCGGUGUAUUAGUGAUGCUCUGUCUUUUUGCACCAGCAUGUCUCAUGGAGAAUAUGGUGGUUUGGCGGGGUUGCCUUGUUUUCCCUCACUUGUCCUGAACUUUGUUUCCAAGCAAUGUCUUCUUAAAGAAGCCUCAGACUCCUCUGGAGCAGGGUUUGCGUUCAGGCUCGUGGAAGGACAAACCCUACCUAUAAUAACGGGUUUCUCAGCUUGCACCUCUUGUGUUGUGUUUCUAUCUUGGCAAGUCUACAAGUUAGACGGGUGGGCUUCACCGAGCCCUGUUUUUCCAUCCGAACAGACCUUUUAUUCCAGUACAAGGUGAGGUGGCUGCUUCUACCACUGCGCCUUUCUCCAGAGGCAUCACGUCUGUGUGAAUGUAUGCAUGCGUGCGUGUGAGCGUGCGGGGGUGUGUGAGUGUAUGAGGUGUGUAAGAGCUCUCCAGUCUCAUCAGGUCAGAGGAAAGAAAUAAGCACGAGAUCCACGUUUGAGUGACAACCCUCUGUUUGGAGAUUGGUUUUAUUUUUGCAGUUAGGGUUACUUUAUUUUGCUGUUUGAGAGGAGCCCUUUCACUUGACAGCUGUUUUGCUGAGGGGCCCUAAAGGGCAAUCUGUAUGAAUUAGACUGGAAAUGUACAUUAGGACUUGAGUAGGCAAGAUCAUUACCUAAAUUUAUCCUGUAAGAUUGGAGAGCCUUUAUCCUCUUUCCCCCAGUCUCACCCCCCCAUUAAAUGACGUUUGAACGAUCCCCCCAUUUUUCAGAUCUUGAUGUAAAUCUCAUUUUAGGCCUAGGGUGGUUUUGACAUUGACUUGUUAUUAGGACAUAGUAUUUAUGCACCAUGUUCAAUAUACAGUAUUGAACUUUACACCUCGUAACAAAAGGUUUUAGGCUUCUGGGUUUUUUUUAAGACAAGCUGUGGGCUACACUGAGAGCCCUCCAGCCUCUUUCUAAUGCAGCAUUGAAGACAAAUAUACAAUUAUAUCAAAUGUUUAUUUUCGAUGUGUGUGUACAUAGUACAGUAUUAUGCAAUAAAUUUGAUGUUUAAUUCUGA